GUCGUGUCGUGUCUGGACGAGGGGACGUAGACGUGUCUGGACGAGGGGACGUAGACGUGUCUGGACGAGGGGACGUAGACGUUUCUGGACGACACGACGUAGACGUUUCUGGAUGACGCCACGUAGACGUGUCUGGACGACAUGACGUGUCUUGACGAGGUGAAAUGUCUGGACGAGGGGACGUGUCGUGUCUGGAUGAGGGGACGUGUCGUGUCUGGACGAGGGGACGUGUCGUGUCUGGACGAGGGGACGUGUCGUGUCUGGACGAGGGGACGUGUCGUGUCUGGACGACGGGACGUGUCGUGUCUGGACGACGUGAUGUAGACGUGUCUGGACGAGGGGACGUGUCGUGUCUGGACGACGGGACGUGUCGUGUCUGGACGACGCGAUGUAGACGUGUCUGGACGAUGCAACGUAGAUGUGUCUGGACGAUGCGACGUGUCUGGACGAUGUGACGUGAUGUGUCUGGAUGACGUGACGUGUCUGGAUGACGUGACGUGUCUGGACGAGGGGACGUGAUGUGUCUGGACGAGGUGAAAUGUCUGGACAAGGUGACAUGUCUGGACGAGGUGAAGUGACGUGUCUGGACGAGGUGAAGUGACGUGUCUGGACGACGUGACGUAGACGUGUCUGGACGACGUGACGUAGACGUGUCUGGACGACGUGACGUAGACGUGUCUGGACGACGGGACGUGAAGUGUCUGGACGACGGGACGUGAAGUGUCUGGACGACGGGACGUGAAGUGUCUGGACGACGCGACGUAGACGUGUCUGGACGACGCGACGUGGACGUGUCUGGACGACGCGACGUGGACGUGUCUGGACGACGCGACGUGGACGUGUCUGGACGACGUGUCGUGUCUGGACGAGGGGACGUGUCGUGUCUGGACUACGGGACGUGACGUGUCUGGACGACGGGACGUAGACGUGCCUGGACGACGCGACGUAGACGUGCCUGGACGACGCGACGUAGACGUGCCUGGACGACGCGACGUAGACGUGUCUGGACGACGCGACGUAGACGUGUCUGGACGACGUGAUGUGUCUGGACGAGGUGAAGUGAUGUGUCUGGACGAGGUGAAAUGUCUGGACGAGGUGAUGUGUCUGGACGAGGUGAUGUGUCUGGACGAGGUGACGUAGACGUGUCUGGACGACGCGACGUAGACGUGUCUGGACGACGCGACGUGUCUGGACGACGCGACGUGUCUGGACGACGCGACGUGUCUGGACGAGGGGACGUGUCGUGUCUGGACGAGGGGACGUGUCGUGUCUGGACGACGGGACGUGACGUGUCUGGACGACGCGAUGUAGACGUGCCUGGACGACGCGACGUAGACGUGCCUGUACGACGCGACGUAGACGUGUCUGGACGACGCGACGUAGACGUGUCUGGACGACGCGACGUAGACGUGUCUGGACGACGUGAUGUGUCUGGACGAGGGGACGUGAUGUGUCUGGACGAGGGGACUCAAAUCAAAGAUGUGGUGAUUAAACCUGAUGCUCCGAACACUCUCCUCCUGGAGAAGCAUGUGGAUUACAUCGCAGCCUACGGCUCCAAAAAAGAUGAUUACGAGUACACCCUGUCGGAGUACCUGAGGAUGAGUGGGAUUUAUUGGGGUCUCACUGUGAUGGAUCUGAUGUCUCAGCUGCAGCGCAUGAACCGAGAUGAGAUCAUCGACUUCAUUAAAGCGAGUCAACACGAGUGUGGAGGCAUCAGCGCGAGUGUGGGACACGACCCACACCUACUGUACACACUGAGCGCUGUGCAGAUCCUGACUCUGUAUGACAGCGUUAAAGUGAUCGAUGUGGAUAAAGUGGUGGAUUACGUUCGGGGACUGCAGCAGGAGGACGGGUCAUUCACAGGAGACAAAUGGGGUGAGGUCGAUACCAGGUUCUCCUUCUGCGCCAUGGCCACGCUCGCUCUGCUGGGCAGGCUGGAUGCAGUGGAUGUGGAUAAAGCGGUGAAGUUUGUUUUGUCCUGCAUGAACUUUGAUGGAGGGUUUGGUUGUAGACCCGGCUCUGAGUCUCAUGCUGGACAGAUUUACUGCUGUACAGGUUUCCUCUCGAUCACAGGUCAGCUCCACCAGGUGAAUGCUGAUCUGUUGGGGUGGUGGCUGUGUGAGAGGCAACUCCCAUCUGGAGGCCUGAACGGCCGACCGGAGAAGCUGCCGGAUGUGUGUUACUCAUGGUGGGUUCUGGCUGCACUGAAGAUCAUCGGCAGGAUUCACUGGAUUGAUAAAGCCAAGCUGAGGAGGUUUAUCCUGGCGUGUCAGGACGAGGAGACCGGGGGAUUCGCUGACCGCCCUGGAGACAUGGUGGACCCGUUCCACACCCUGUUCGGUGUAGCCGGUCUCUCUCUGCUGGGCGAUCAGCAGAUUAAAGCGGUGAAUCCGGUGUUCUGUAUGCCGGAGGAGGUUCUGCAGAGAAUUGGCCUCCACACGGACCUGCUCACCUAAACGUGUGCGCGCACACACACACACACACACACACUCUGUACAGUGUUGUAGAACUUGUGGGUGUGUUCUGAUACACGUACGCCUUUAAAACCUCUUGUAAUAACGUGUUUGUUUACGUGGAUGUUUGUUGUUUAGGAUCCUGUUCAGUGGUAAUGACGGAAACCUGAUGCUGUUUUUCUGAGACCUGGAUACAGAACAGUGUGUUUAUAUAGAGAGCGUUUAUAUAUUUAUUUAUACAGCAGGACACCGAAGUGAUGAGUGUUCAGUAAACCAUGAGAUUAUGCACAGAAUACUGCUUUUUUAUUUAUUUAUUUUUUUUGUUCCAAAAGGAUGGAGCUCGUCUGCUGUAUUGAGCUCAAAUACAGUGAAUAAAGCAACUAAGAUGAUAAAUAUAGAUUAAAGUUCAUUGAUCUGA
This is a messenger RNA of Neoarius graeffei (lesser salmon catfish), 2871 nucleotides long. It is a transcript of the gene rabggtb, whose product is annotated as Rab geranylgeranyltransferase subunit beta. Gene Ontology annotation, cellular component: Rab-protein geranylgeranyltransferase complex. Gene Ontology annotation, molecular function: Rab geranylgeranyltransferase activity. The record is from RefSeq and is a predicted model, not a curated record. The transcript has 9 exons. Gene Ontology annotation, biological process: protein geranylgeranylation. NCBI's taxonomy places the organism in Eukaryota, Metazoa, Chordata, Actinopteri, Siluriformes, Ariidae. Bases 1083 to 2456 code for a protein of 457 amino acids.